AUGGAGUAUCUGGGCACGCUGCACUUUGUACAUCGUGAUCUUGCCGCGCGCAACUGCCUUGUUGGCAAAGGGAUGGUGGUCAAGAUUGCCGAUUUUGGGCUUUCUCGCGAAAUGGCCUCCGAGAACGACUACUACCGCAUGCAAACGCGUGGCAAGCUUCCCGUGAAGUGGAUGGCUCCCGAGACUAUGACCUUCCGAAAGUUUUCUUCAAUGUCCGAUGUGUGGUCCUUUGGCGUAACAGCCUGGGAAUGCUCCAGUCACGGCGCAAGGCCGUACGGUGAGAUGGACGGACGCGAUACACUGGCUCAUGUCGAAGCUGGAGGUCGGCUGCCCAUGCCACAGACCUGCAUGCCCGAGCUCUACAACGUGAUGAUGAGCUGCUGGGACAUGUCACCCGAGAACCGUCCGACCUUUGCUCAGCUUGUCCGAACCCUGACAGCGCUCCAAGAUGGGACGACGAUUCGCGAGAUUGGUGCCAUGCUGUGA
Capsaspora owczarzaki ATCC 30864 is the source of this 486-nucleotide messenger RNA. Its product is annotated as tyrosine-protein kinase transforming protein SEA. Gene Ontology annotation, molecular function: transmembrane receptor protein tyrosine kinase activity; ATP binding. Gene Ontology annotation, cellular component: signaling receptor complex. The transcript is spliced from 3 exons. NCBI's taxonomy places the organism in Eukaryota, Filasterea, Ministeriida, Capsasporidae. The record is from RefSeq and is a predicted model, not a curated record. The coding region runs from base 1 to 486 and encodes 161 amino acids. Gene Ontology annotation, biological process: protein phosphorylation; multicellular organism development; positive regulation of kinase activity.